UUUUUUUGGUAGGGUUCAUCGAGGCUUUCUUUAUUCGAUCAAGAUUUGUUCCCGUCCCCGGCUGCUCAGGCCAUCUCCACUUCGGGUCACAUGCUGGAGGCGCCGUAGUAAAGGCUUAAGGCAUUUUUCCAGUUUUUUUUUGGGGGGAAGAAGCACUUAGUCAUCUCUCAGGUUCUUUUCUGCAACUCUUCCUUUGUUGUCUGCUUACUUCCUUCGAAUCUAGUAAUGUUAGGGUUUCAUUUCAUGUAGUUGAACUCUCUGUUUUCCUUUGAUUUUUUAGCCUAAAUCGAAUGGAAUUCAUAGAUGAAAACCGUAACACAAAACUCUCUAGAAAAUCCCAAAACCAAACACUCUCAAUCCCCAACAGUCUCCAACCCCAACGCUUCCCCACUCAUCUUGAUGAACCCGAUAUUUCCCCAACUGUUCGAACCCUCUGCGACCUCCUUACCAAUGUUUCUCCUCACGAUAUCGAAUCCGCGCUCUCCGCCUCCGGGAUCAUCCCCACUUCCGAUAUCAUCCAACAAGUCCUCAGCUUUUCUUACAAUCAACCUUCUUCUGCCGUCAAGUUCUUCCGGUGGGCUGGCCGCUUAGUCAAGCCCUCUGCUUGUGCUUGGAACCUCAUUGUCGAUUUGCUUGGGAAGAAUCAAAGCUUUGAACCCAUGUGGGACGCCAUGCGCUCCAUGAAGCAAGAGGGUCUUCUUUCAAUGUCGACAUUCGUCUCUGUCUUUGGCAGCUAUUGUAUUGCACAUAGAUUCAGCGAGGCUACCAUGAGUUUUGAUGUCAUGGAUAGGUACGGUGUAGAACAAGAUGUUGUCGCAGUCAAUUCGCUUCUUAGUGCAAUUUGCAGUGAGGACAAUCAGAUGCCGGUUGCGAUAGAGUUUUUUGAUAAGAUCAAGAUGAAGAUCCCACCUGAUGAGGAUACCUUCGCCAUUUUGCUUGAAGGGUGGGAGAGAGAAGGCAAUUUGGCCAAGGCCAGGAACACUUUUGGCGAGAUGAUAGUCAAAGUAGGAUGGAGUCGAAAGAACAUAUCUUCUUAUGAUGCAUUUUUGACCACACUUGUCCGUGGGUCUCAUGUCGAUGAAGCUCUCAGGUUCUUGCAAGUUAUGAAGAAGAAUGACUGCUUACCGGGUUUGAAAUUUUUCUCUACCACUCUCGAUAUUCUUGUCAAGCAAAAUGACUCAACCUAUGUUAUUCCCUUGUGGGAUACAAUGGUCGAUGGUGGGCUGCUGCCCAAUUUGAUUAUGUACAAUGCAUUGAUUGGUUUGCUAUGCAACAACAAUGACGUGCAUAAUGCUUUCCGGUUCCUUGAUGAGAUGGUGGUCCAUGGAGCUUUUCCUGAUUCUUUGACUUACAACAUGAUCUUUCAUUGCUUGGUGAGAAAUAAGAUGGUUAGCGAGGUGGGGAAGUUCUUUGUUGAGAUGAUCAAGAAUGAGGCGCCUCCGAUAAGUUCUAAUCAUGCUGCAGCUAUAAAGAUGUUGCUUGGGAAUGAUGACCCUGAAAUGGCAAUUGAUAUGUGGAAUUACAUGGUGGAUAAUUGCGUCUCUCUCUCGACUUUUAAUGAAAGCGCUAACGAGUUACUCAUCGGGCUUUGUAACUUGGGUAGGUUGGUAGAAGUGAAAAGGUUUGCCGAAACAAUGCUUGAUAGAAGAAUCAAAAUCUUCGAUUCGACAAUGGAUAAAUUAAAGGAUGCUUUCUACAAAAAGGGUAGAAGUUUUAGAGAUAAAUAUGAUAGCCUUUCGAGGGAAUGGAAAGAUAUGAAGUCAUGAUAUGAACUUCUUGUCACGUUUUAUAAAGGUAUC
Hibiscus syriacus is the source of this 1799-nucleotide messenger RNA. RefSeq names its product pentatricopeptide repeat-containing protein At1g77360, mitochondrial-like. The transcript has 3 exons. Lineage: Eukaryota; Viridiplantae; Streptophyta; Magnoliopsida; Malvales; Malvaceae. The record is from RefSeq and is a predicted model, not a curated record. Bases 291 to 1766 code for a protein of 491 amino acids. Gene Ontology annotation, molecular function: protein binding.